Molecule: messenger RNA, 1296 nt
Organism: Rotaria socialis
Lineage: Eukaryota; Metazoa; Rotifera; Eurotatoria; Philodinida; Philodinidae
Source: the annotation of a GenBank genome assembly
AUGCUAACACCAAUAGCUUUAUGUUACAACUCAAAGACAAUAGCAUUAACACUUGUGUUUUUAGAGGUGUCAGCCGUGCAGCUGAGCCGCCGCAGUAGCCCAGUUUUCUAUAAUAUCAGCCGCCGCCGCCACCAAAUUGCUGUUUUAAACAAACAAAUUGAAGAAUUUGAGGAUUUAUUUUUAAGCACUCUCAAUGAUAAAGAAAGUGAAAAAUCACAAGUUCUUCUUUAUCCAAUUGGAAAUGGUGUUCAAGAUGAAGUGCAUCUUGUUGGUCGUGUUGUAUGUGAUUCAGCUGGUCAACUAAAUGGUCAAUCGAUUGUACUUGAAGGUUCCUCGCGAACAUCAAAAUGUAAUCGUGUUCGACUUGAUGUCUCAUCGUUACCUAGUUAUUCAUUAUUUCCGGGACAAAUUGUACUUGUUUCUGGUAUCUAUACAAAUGAUGGAUGUUUUCAUGCUAAACAAUUAACAGAUCCACCAUUGGUUCCACGUCCAAUUGAAACAAAAGUUAAAACUGAUUUGAAUUUUAUGAUUGCUUCCGGUCCGUUUUUACUUGCCAAUGGCAAUUUAAGUGCAUUCGAAGAACUUCUACGACGAGCUGAAGAAGAUCCUUCAGUUCAAUCAUUAAUUUUGCUGGGUCCAUUUAUUGAUGAACGUUCUUCAUAUGUACAAAAUUUACAGGAUAAAACUUACGAACAAGUGUUCCAAGACUUGAUAGAAAAAAUUAAAAGUUUUCGAAUAAAAACAAUACUUAUUCCAUCACUACGCGAUAUUCAUCAUGAUUUAAUUUAUCCAUUAAGUCCAUUUACAAUCAAUGACAAUAAAGAUUUGGCAAUUCUCUACGGUUGUGAACCAUCAUUUGUAUCAAUCGAUGGCCUUCAAUGUGCAAUAACAUCAACAGAUAUUCUUUGUCAUUUAAGUUCAGAAGAAAUUAGUUUAAAUCAAACAACUGAACGUAUGUGUCGAUUGAUUCGUCAUUUAUUUCAACAACAUACAUUCUAUCCAUUAAUUCCACCAAAUGAAUCAGUUUCAAUUGAAUAUGAACAAGCAAUGCAAUAUGCAAAGAUCGAUUCGUUACCUCAUUUAUUUAUUACUUCUUCGGAUCUUCGGCCAUUUAUUAAAUUUAUUGAUUCUGUAUGUGCAAUAAAUAUUGGUCGAUUGGUUAAAAAUCAAGAUUCAACAAUGAUAAAUAAUGCAAGUGGAACAUAUGCAAAAAUAUUCUUAAGCAAAACUGAUGAUGAUAUUAGCAAUGGCACUAUUUUAAAUGAUCAUUUACAUAUUCAGAUUCUUCGACUAUAA